Molecule: messenger RNA, 2971 nt
Organism: Loxodonta africana (African savanna elephant)
Lineage: Eukaryota; Metazoa; Chordata; Mammalia; Proboscidea; Elephantidae
Gene: FITM1
Product: fat storage inducing transmembrane protein 1
Exons: 2
Coding region: 1-879 (292 amino acids)
Biological process (GO): lipid storage; lipid droplet organization; phospholipid biosynthetic process
Cellular component (GO): endoplasmic reticulum membrane
Molecular function (GO): coenzyme A diphosphatase activity
Source: RefSeq, a predicted model, not a curated record
AUGGAGCGGGGGCCAGUGGUGGGGGCAGGGUCAGGGGCCAGGGCCCAGAUCCGGGCACUCCUGGGUUGCCUGUUGAAGGUGCUGCUCUGGCUGGCCUCUGCCUUGCUGUACUUUGGAAGUGAACAGGCCGCCCGCCUCCUGGGCAGCGCCUGCUUUCGGCGCCUCUACCAUGCCUGGCUAGCAGCAGUGGUCAUCUUCGGGCCCCUUCUACAGUUCCAUGUCAACCCUCGGACCAUCUUCGCCAGCCACGGCAACUUCUUCAACAUAAAGUUUGUGAAUUCCGCGUGGGGCUGGACAUGCACCUUCCUCGGAGGCUUUGUAUUGCUCGUGGUAUUCCUGGCCACGCGGCGAGUGGCGGUGACCGCCCGACACUUGAGCCGGCUGGUGGUGGGUGCAGCCGUGUGGCGGGGGGCUGGUAGGGCCUUCCUGCUCAUCGAGGACCUGACAGGCUCCUGCUUUGAGCCUGUACCCCAGGGCCUGCUGCUCCAUGAGCUGCCGGACCGCCGCAGCUGCCUGGCUGCUGGCCACCAGUGGCGGGGCUACACUGUCUCCUCCCACACCUUCCUACUCACCUUCUGCUGCCUGCUCAUGGCCGAGGAAGCAGCAGUGUUCGCCAAGUACCUGGCCCACGGGCUGCCCGCUGGCGCCCCCCUGCGCCUCGUCUUCCUGCUCAACGUGCUGCUGCUGGGCCUCUGGAACUUCUUGCUGCUCUGUACCGUCAUCUACUUCCACCAGUAUACUCACAAGGUGGUGGGUGCCGCAGUAGGCACCUUCGCCUGGUACCUCACCUAUGGCAGCUGGUAUCAUCUGCCCUGGUCCCCAGGGAGCCCAGGCCAUGGGCUCUUUCCUCGCCCUCACCCCAGCCGCAAGCAUAACUGAAGAAAUAAAGGCACAUCAGGCCUGGCUCCGGCUCAUGUCGUCAUUUGGCUGGGGUCUGGAGACGGUAGGAAGGGUAAGAAGAGGGUCUGGUAGUCACUGGAGUUCUCAGGUGUUCUUUGUUGUUACUGACCUUGAAUGCCCUUCCUUAUGCUUGACCUCCAUGCCUGCUGCUGUCCUUUCAGCCUCCUACUCCUUGCAAACUUCAAGUUUUCUGGGACUGUGAUGUUGAGGAAUGGCGCUGUUAAGAUAGGUAACAGUCCCCUUAGGUAUGGGCAUCAUUCUUGGCUGAGGAGGUGUUCCAUCUCCAGCCUGGUUGUUUUGUUUUUCCUGCCCCCUCCACAGAAUCUCCUCUCCCCCCUCCUCAGGGCCCUGCCCAUCUCGGCACCCCACUCAGGGCCCCUUCCUACCCUGUCUUCCCCAUAGGGGAUCUGUGUCUGCUCAUUUAUUUAAUAAAGGUUUAUUAAGCCAAGCAUAGUUCCACGCCAUGUGAAUAAGAAAGACAAGAUUUCUGCUCUCUUGGGCCAUAUGGGCUACUGGGGGAGACAUGAUAAACACACAAAAAUAGCAAAUACUUGUUGUAUUGCGCUUUGUCUGUGCCAGGCACUGUUCUAAGUUUCUAAGUUCUUUAUAUAAACACAUUUAGUCCUCACAACAACAGCACUAUGAAGUAGGUUUAGUAGCAUUCUAUUGUAGAGUUGGGAAAACUGAGGCACAGAGGUUAAGUAAUUUGUUCACACCUAGAAAAUAAGAGCCAGGAUUACAAACCCAGACAAUAUGGGUUCAUCAUCUGUGCUCUGAACCAGGGGUCAGCAAACUACAGGCCACCUGUGGCCAGCUUUUGCAUGGCCUGCAACCUAAGAACAGUUUUUACAUUUUGAAAUGGUUGAAAAAAAAAUCAAAAGAAUAAUACUUUAUGACACAUGAAAUUCUAAUUUUAGUGUCCAUAAAGUUUUAUUGGAACACAGUCAUGCUCGUUCAUUUAUGUAUUGUCUAUGGCUGCUUUACUUUGGACAUGUUAUCAUGUGGGACCAGUCUCUGGAGAAAGACAUCAUGCUUGGUAGAGGGUCAGCCAAGGAGAGGAAGACCUUCAAUGAAAUGGAUUGACACAGUGGCUGCAAUGAUGAGUUGGAACCUAACAAUAAUUGUGAGGAUGGUACAAGACUGGGCAAUGUUUUGUUCUGUUGUACAUAGGGUCGCUGUGAGUUGGAACUGACUCAAUGGCACCUAACAACAACAUGGCUGCUUUCCUGCUACAAUAACAGAGUAGUUGCUGGAAACUAAAUAGUCCACAAAGGCUAAAAUGUUCCCUAUCUGGCCCUUCAUAGAAAAAUUUGCAGACCCCUGGCCUAAACCAAUAUGCUGUCCUGCCUCAAAAAAUAAACUGGCUAAUAUCAGAGAGGUAAGUGCCAUGAAGGAACUAAAACAGGUUUGUUUGUAAUAGACUUGGAGGCAGGUACUUUUACAAAGAGUGAUCGACAGAGUUCUCUUUGAGGAGGCGGCCAACAGAAUGACAGCACGAACCAGCAGGAGGGAGUUUCAGCAAAGGGCAGCAAGAGCAAAGACCUUGCAGUUAGAAAUGAACAAGACACUCUUGAAAAGCAAAUGGCAAGUGCAGGUAUUUGCAAGUGUAAUGAAUGAGGGGAAAAGCAGCAGAAAGUGAAGUUGGACGGGACACAGGUUGCAGCUGCCAUGCAGGGGCUUAGAAUGGAGCCUUUUGGAUUUCAUUCUAAGGUCAACAGGAGAUUGUGAAAUGGUUUUAAGCAAGUGAGGGACAUGAUACCGCUGCUGUGUGGAGAGUGGGUUACAAAGGAAUGCAAGAUAUAACACUGGUCCGGGUGAGAACUGAUGAAAGCUUACAUCCGGAUGGCGCCAGAGUCUAAGGGUCGCCGCAUGGUCGAGGGAGCCAAGGGUCCACGUUGGCCGGGAUAAAAGCACACCAGGUCUUGCUUCAACUCAGAAAAGAUGUGGAAGGGGCCCAAGUAAGGCUUAUCACUGUCCCAGGUCGAACAGGGGAUGAAAAGAGCCGGCGGGGGUCUCAGGAGCCAGGGGUCAGGGAAAUCAGAAGCUGGAAGGCGGGAAUGAGGAGGCAGGA